AUGGAGAUGGACGCGUCCCCGGCGCCACUGCCGGUCAUGGACAACGCACGCCUCGCCAGGCCGACGUUCGUGCCGCCGGUGGUCGCCCUCGCGGCGCCGGCGCCGCGUCCGGCGCCCGCGGCGCGGCCGCAGUCGCUCACGCUCACGCUCGCGGAGAUCGACGGCAUCAAGGGCCGCGACGGCCGGAAACGGCUUCGGUGGUGGUGUACCACGGCGAUUCCCGGAGAAUGCACCAACGGCGCCGGCGACCCCGAGAGAAGGGACAAGCUCAAGCGCAAGCUGGAGGCCCUGUCGGGCACGUUCACGGUGAGCGACGCGGGCAAGCUCGACAAAUACCCGUGGCCAUCAUAG
This is a messenger RNA of Aureococcus anophagefferens, 351 nucleotides long. RefSeq lists its product as hypothetical. The record is from RefSeq and is a predicted model, not a curated record. The transcript has a single exon. NCBI's taxonomy places the organism in Eukaryota, Pelagophyceae, Pelagomonadales, Pelagomonadaceae. The coding region runs from base 1 to 351 and encodes 116 amino acids.